Messenger RNA from Cercopithifilaria johnstoni, 1137 nucleotides. NCBI's taxonomy places the organism in Eukaryota, Metazoa, Nematoda, Chromadorea, Rhabditida, Onchocercidae. The record is from the annotation of a GenBank genome assembly.
GUUGGUGUCGAUUAUUUGGAGAAACUUUGGAAACCGGAUACAUUUUUUCCGAAUGAAAAGAAAUCAUUCUUUCAUACUGCAACAACGCAUAAUUCCUUUUUACGAAUCGAUUUGGAUGGCACCGUUUUAACUUCACAAAGGUUAACAGUAACAGCAACAUGUCCCAUGAAAUUACAACUAUUCCCAAUGGAUUCACAAAAAUGCAAACUUGAAAUCGAAAGUUAUGGCUAUACAACCGCUGAUAUAGCAUUAUUUUGGGGCAAACAUCGCAAAGAUCAGGGUCAAGUAGUUGGAUUUGAAAAUAUUUCGCUGCCACAAUUCAAGCCAGUCGGUGUAUAUGUUCGAUUAUAUUUUGAAGUGCUGUUGGGUCGUAAUCUUGGUUUCUACCUCAUGAAUAUUAUCAUUCCUUCAAUGCUUAUUGUUACCAUAUCUUGGGUAUCAUUUUGGCUCAAUCGUGAAGCAUCACCGGCACGUGUUGGUCUUGGUGUUACUACCGUACUAACGAUGACUACACUUAUAACUACGACUAAUAAUUCGAUGCCAAAAGUUAGUUAUAUUAAAGGACUUGAUGUCUUCUUAAAUUUUUGUUUUGUGAUGGUAUUUGCAAGUCUAAUUGAAUAUGCGGUAGUUAGUUAUAUGAAUAAAAAGCUGGCACAAAGGCGUGAAAAGAGAAGAAAACAAAUGGAACAACGAAUGCCUGUUGAAAUGCCUAUGUAUGGUCAAAUUACUUCCAAUCCUAAAACACAAAUGUCAUAUCAAAAUAUGACUCUUAUCAAUGAUAAUUAUGCCUCGCCAGGUAGAUCUUCCAUCAAACAGAUGGAUACAUUUCUUGGUGGUCCAGGACAAAAUCCUAAUAAUAUUAGUGUAUCAGAAGCAAUGAUGCCAGAAUGUGAUUGUCGUACAAUACCAUUGAUACAGAAUCCACGUUUGGUAACAGAUCAAACAUUAUGGCCAGCACCAUUCGUGAAAUCAAAACGUGCAUCACAAACGUGUCGAAGUGUUACACCAUCGAAAAUUGAUAAAUGUUCUCGCUUCCUUUUUCCUAUGCUAUUUUUCGGUUUUAAUUUAUUUUAUUGGACAAUUAUGACGGUGCUUAGUUCAUUCGUGGAUACCAGUGAAUAUACAUUAUUUGAUUAA